Molecule: messenger RNA, 2022 nt
Organism: Pestalotiopsis fici W106-1
Lineage: Eukaryota; Fungi; Ascomycota; Sordariomycetes; Amphisphaeriales; Sporocadaceae
Exons: 1
Coding region: 1-2022 (673 amino acids)
Source: RefSeq, a predicted model, not a curated record
AUGGGCUUGUCAGAUCCUAAUGUGUGGGCUGCCAUACAGAGAACCUUGGCUCAGCAAAAUCGCCUGUCAUUGAUUGCGCCAAACGAAGCGUCACCUAAGAAAGCUGGCGUGAUUCGUCGUCCAGAAGUGCCUUCUCGUACAAGCAGUCAACGUCGCGCACUCGACCACUUUGCCAGAGAGCUGGAGAAAUACGCCGAUGCUGCUGACGCUACUGGAAAGCUGCCGGUCACUACUCCUACUGAAUCAGACAUGAAAUACUCCCUACAUACCGUCAAGCCACUAUUUCCCUACAAGAAAGAAUUCGAGGCUGCUGGACUUGCUAUGACCGCAGAUCAGCAGAGAAACAAGUCGCCAGAACAGAUAUACGAGCAAUCACACGGUAAGUGUGCCGCCUCAAACUGCCGCGGCCAAGAACCUCAUGAAGGAAUAGAUGGCAUCUAUGAUUACUCUUCAGAUUCUGCAACACCGAGCUCUCAAUGGGUAGUCGAGUUUCCGCAACCAAAUCCAAUUUCUACAAAAGACGAAACUCUUCCUGCUCGAAAGGAAGCACGACAAACAGUUGGCAAGGACUCUCCCAUACGCGGUAGAAAGAUGCUUCCAUGGUUGAGAAGGAAACAUGGCACGAUGGAGCCUGAUACGACGCCAAGGGGACGUGUCGGUACCAUGAUCGAAACAAGGCGAGGUGAAUGGAGGCUCACUGGGAAAGAGAAUGAACAGCCAAAAAAGGCACCGCCAGUUACUACUGGAAUUCGUCCACGGCAAGAAGCCCAGAAAUCAAGACAGUUGAAAUCUGUCGAUCCUGUGGCCCCGCAGACUCCAGCCAAAUCCCGGCCUCACGUUGUACGAUCGCACAUGGCCGAAUUCAUAAAUGGCUCUUCGAACCCGCCUACUCGAGCAGAAGAAAAGAAGACGGAUCGCAAGAAUCAGUUUCGUCCAGAAAAGGAGCUUGCACGAGGUUCACUUCCUCGUGUGCGAUCUAGCAGGCAUGAUCAAGAUCUAGACUCGAGACCUCACCACCACCCAUUCUUUCAACGUCAUCACCAUUCUCCCCAUCACCGUAUCCAUCAUGUACAUGGGGCUCCCGUUACGUGGGUGGAAGAAGAGCCCAAAAAGUCCCCCAAGCGACGACUGGAUGAGUCACAAGGAAUCAGAAAACCCAAACCGAGACCCAAGCCGGUUUCUCCGGCACCAGAGCUUCCAUAUACUUGGAAAUACGCAGUGAGCAAUGCAUCAUCACUGGAACGUGCACUCAAUAUGGCACAGGAACGAGUGAGCCGGAUAGAAUCUCAGGCUUUACGACCAAGCAAUCCAGUAGUUCCGAAAGCUAAAAGUCACAAGCAUCACCCCUUGCUCGCCCAAGAUUCAUGUCGAAACUACAUUGGCUCUGGACAGCCAUUGAAACCUGUCGAGGCUGUAGUAACUACGGAAGAGGUCAAAACUGGGACGGCCUUUGGACAGAACACGUCUCAUUUACAGCGGCAGUAUCCUUUGGCUCGAACAGAGAACCGAAUGGCGAAACAGGAAAAAGACAAUGUCGCCGUGCCUCUACCGACUCAGCAGACCGAGUACGACGUCAACGAUCAGAGGGAUACCAAGCGGUUCGAAUAUCCACCAUUACAGCACGGAACAAAGCCGGAAAACCAGUCAAUCGCGGCUAAAGGAAAAGAGAAGAUGCAUAUUCAAGAGAUUGGCGAAAUGGAAGAAGCGGAACCAUUACCUUCCAGCAAUUCUCCUGAUGAUCUAGAUGCGGUUCUCGAUUACUUGGAUGUGUUUUUCGACACUGAUGAUGCAGCAAUUGAUGAUCUAGUUGUGUUGCAAGGACUUCAGGUUGCUGUCAAGGCUGCAGCAGACGAUUUGUAUGAUGGUCUCUUGCGUCAAAGGACUGGGUUGAGGAUUCGACGUUUUCUGGCCGACUUGAAGGCGAUUGAUGCAUUUGAUCCCCAACUAGCAGUCAACCAACCCAUGCCAAAACCAUCAGCUUCAAAGAGGCUGAAAAGGGGACAGCCUGUGCCAAAGACUUGA